UUUGUUGACAAGUAAAUGAAUAUUUUUCGUUGAUGAUUUGGAUGAAUACGGAUUCAGUGCAUAUACAAACUAAGCUUGUUUAUCGUUAAUGGAAAUUUAGCAAUUAAAAUUAACACUGCAAAGUGAUAUGCUCAAUUCGGAUCACCAAAUUAAUAGGCAAUCAACAAAGAAGUUGAAAUUGAAGCUGAAGCAAAUAUCCAGUCUAGUUAAAGCAUUGGAGAUAAAUUAUAUCGAUUCUCAGCGUAACGAUAGGCUGCUUUUAAUGGCUGUUAGGUUGGAAGCUACCAAAAACAAUUCCCUACAAAAACAGCUUUCUGAAGCUUUACGAGAAAAUACUGAAAUUAUGGACAUGGUUCAAUUGAGAAGUGAAGAUGGUGACGUGUCUCGAGCUUGUUCAAAAAUCAAUUUAGGUUCGAGCAUUUCAACCGUAAGUUUGGUCCAUUUGCAGUACAAAUAUGAAGAACUAUUUGCCAGUCACAGAGGACUGUUAAAAGUGUUAGAGCUGAGGAGUAAUGAAGUAAAAAAACAUUUACAGGAGAACUGCAGCCUGAAGGAAAAGAUUGAGCAACUUAUUGCUGAUCUACAAGUAGCUCAAGAGAAAGUGGAAUUUCUACAACAAAAAAUCUCCUACAUUAAGAAAAGAAAAUGCGAAAAAAUCACGAGGUUGAGAAACGAAAGGCAAACCUUAGCUCUAGUCCAUCGGAGAUUAGUAGCUUUACUCCAUAGACAAUGCAUGGAGAAAAAUGAGUUUAUUGAGUCUUUGCUAAGGACAACAACACGCAGUGAAAAAGCGUUGCUUUUGCAGGAAAUACGAAAGAAUAACAUUUUAAAUUACGAAAACUUUCAGCUGCAGCAGGAAUUGGAUUAUUUGAAAUCCCUUUUGAAGAUUACGAGAACAACUUCAAAAGAAGUGCUUCAAAGUGACUCUGGAUCUCUUAGAUCUACGCAAUAACCUACACGAAUUUAGUUGCAAGACAAAAACGAAUAUAUUUACUUUACGUCUU
Molecule: messenger RNA, 1004 nt
Organism: Dendroctonus ponderosae (mountain pine beetle)
Lineage: Eukaryota; Metazoa; Arthropoda; Insecta; Coleoptera; Curculionidae
Exons: 2
Coding region: 128-952 (274 amino acids)
Source: RefSeq, a predicted model, not a curated record